This is a messenger RNA of Symbiodinium sp. CCMP2592, 543 nucleotides long. NCBI's taxonomy places the organism in Eukaryota, Dinophyceae, Suessiales, Symbiodiniaceae. The record is from the annotation of a GenBank genome assembly.
AUGGCGUUGCUGGAAAGCUCGGGCCACUUCGACCAAGAUGCUCAUGUUCGGAUCGCAAUGAAGUACUUGGAGGAGAAGAAGGUGAAGACUUUGUUGCGUGACUUGACGCAGUCGCUUCUUCUUGCUCAGCCGGCGGAUCCCAGAAGCUACAUCUUGGAAGAGCUGCGCUCUGAGACUUCUGGCCCUUCAGGCAAAGGCACUUCGAGCACGAGCCUGAACUCCAGCUGUGCUUUUCUGAAGUCUUCGAGAUCCUCUGCAAGAGAUGCGGUGCGCGGAUUGCUUCGAAGCGCGAAGGAGGGCUUGGGAGAUGCCGUGCGGGCUGUGUCUUUCUUCUCAGCUCCCAAGGGCCGUGGCCGUGGUGUUUUGGGCCUUGGCGAUGCGCGGCAGCUUGCCGGCGAUGCUUUCCUCUUGGUGGACAGUUCAGACGGUCGCAGCCCAGGGGAACCAGGUUCAAGCGUGGUCGCGGAGUGUAGCGUGCCCAGACGUUUGCAGAAAGCAGAGGCUCUGCUGUUCUGGUCAAGGCUUUCUCGCUUUGGACGCUGA